AUGCGAUGGAACGACAUCAUCGGAAAAGCGAUUGGGUCGCUUAUCUGUAUAAUUCUAUGCCGCAUCACAUUCUACCUUCUUUAUCGCCGUAUUCCGACUAUUUCUGGCGAGCAAAAGUAUUUUCCCAAACAUCUCAUCAAUGACGAUAAUGCUCUAAAUAGGUAUCGAUUGAAUAUUUCCGAACAGCUCUAUCGGCAUGCCAUCAAAGAAUCUGAUCAUUUCAGUCCACUGGAAAUCCGCAUCAUCGCCUCUGAUCGACGUCAGGAUUACCUUCUUCAGGUUAUCGCAUUUCUGGUUGAUUCCUAUGAAUCUCACAGACGAUUUCCACCCAGUCUCGAGCUAUGUAGCGUAGAGCCAGUGGUAUUCGAGGAACUACGGCAAUUCCAAAUGCACAUUCCGAUACGAAUACUCAGUGGUGUGAGUUCCAGACGAUUACCCUUGAACGACACCAUAGCAAAAGAAGCGUCUGACUACUGGAAAUGCCUCAAUCGUACGACCAAAGCAAGGUACGUGAUGUUACUCGAAGACGACGCCCUUGUCGUUCCGGAGUUUGCCAGCAUGAUGACAUCGUUGAUGAGACAACUGGACCGCAGACCGCACAUUGAUUAUGUCAAACUGUAUCAUCCCAAUCAACUACGGAAAAUCCCGUCCAUUCCAAUGGCUAUAGCUUUAUCGCUAUUUAUUUGCUUUAUUUAUCAAUUGUUUGUUUUUCGACGGGUACUUUUGUUGUGGUUACUGGCUACCUCCAUUCCUGUUUAUACUUUUCUUCGCUCAUAUGGCUCCCAGUUUCUGGCCGAUGUACGUUAUGCUAUCUCAAAGUCGGUCUACAUGAGCGCCAGUGAAUCU
Molecule: messenger RNA, 846 nt
Organism: Haemonchus placei
Lineage: Eukaryota; Metazoa; Nematoda; Chromadorea; Rhabditida; Trichostrongylidae
Source: the annotation of a GenBank genome assembly